Danio rerio (zebrafish) is the source of this 2386-nucleotide messenger RNA. Lineage: Eukaryota; Metazoa; Chordata; Actinopteri; Cypriniformes; Danionidae. The record is from RefSeq and is a predicted model, not a curated record.
AAAGCAUUCACACAAGUUUGUAACAACUUGAGUGUGAAUAAAUGGGAACUGUAUCUCUUUGUUAACCAUGAAAUAAUAAAUGAAAACAUCUGUAGUCUAAAAAAUGUAGUCAGACUGUUUGUUAGUAGACUUUUAGCUUACAUCCAAAGCAAAGUCUAUUAAAGCUCUAGAUUCACAACUUCUCCUUAAAUGAAACCUUACAGUAAAUGUCUUAUAUGUCAAUCAUAAUCAGAUUUUGUAUUUCCCCAUUUUGAGCUUGCAGCCCUUAUAUGUUUUCAGCACCUUUAUCAAUUCAUCUGCCACCAUUAUUUCCUGCCUGUAGAAACUGACAGCACUUGAAACUUGUCCUUCAGACUAUCUGCUAAAUUUUAUCAGUAAAUAUAAAAUACUGGACUCAUUCAGACAUCUUACAUUAAUUUCAGUGAUGUAAUGGGGAUCACACAGUAAAGCUUGCAAAUCCCACACACUUCCAGCCGUCUGGAUUUCCGGGUUGGAAUUCCCGAAAUGUGUCUCUUGUGCGGGAAAUGAGCAACCUAAAUACGGGCAGCGGCGUACCGGAAGCGGUGAUCUCCCGGCUCCGCUAACCGGACCAUUUAAAAUAAUUCGAAACCGAAAUCAGUCUAGUCCACUCCUCUGUUGCGUCACCUUAUUAGUCAAUUCAUUGGCUCGUUCCACCGCCCACUGCUUACAUUAGAAAGAGCGUAGUUUAAAUCAUGAGCAGACACUCACUGCAGCCCAGAACAGCUGCCUCAGGAUUCCUUUAACUCGUCUUACAACUCACUUCGUAGAAAUGACCGCAAUACGGAACAUUACCAAUUGACUGGUUCUGAGAGUAUACAUGCAAGCAUUUUCAUCUUUACUGUCGAAGAGCAUCCGUGGACUUGGAGAUGCCAGCUGCUCUCAUGGAAAACUUUGACCGAGGAAGUCCUUUUUCUCAAAGUGAUUCUCAAAGUCCUCAAGAAUGGAACACAUCAGAUCGCAGAGAGAAAAACAGAGAUGCAGCUCGUAAGAGUCGCAAGAAACAAACCGAGAAGGCAGACUUGUUGCAUGAGGAACUCCAGACUCUAGAGCAGGCUAAUGCUGCAUUUGUAAAAGAAAUUGCUGAUCUGAAGAAGCAGCUACAAAUCUACAAAACAGCUUUGGAACAGCAUGAACCUCACUGCACUAAACUAGGUUCAUUUGGACCACCAGCUAGUGUGUCAGGAGCUCCAUCCACAGCAACACCCUCUACCUCAGAUUACGUUUUGAGUCCAAACCUCUUGGCGGACAUUACAUUCUUACCAAACACUAAUUCAGUGUCACUAACAGAUCUCUUCGACUGGACUCCUUGGGACUCAAUGAAUGAUAAUGGGUUUCAGCUUUGAAGUGCUGUACAGUCAGGUACUGUACAUUUUAAGUUGGUGACAAGUUUGAUGACUUACACACUACUACAGAAAGAUUUUUACUGGGCUUAAAAAUGGUGCUAUAACAUAACCAAGAUGUGGAAAUGUUUCAUUUUAUAAUUUAUUCAAAUAUUAUUUACAGAUGGCAAUAAUUAAAUUGCAUGUAGCUUUGUGUUUAAAAUGGGCAUUAUUUUAUAUAUGUAUAUAUUUCUACAAGACUACAGCCUUUUAUGGCUAAGUAAUGCUUUAUUUUGUAUAGAGAAUUUCCUUUCUAUUUUUAUAAAUUAUAUUUUGUUGACUUAUAAAUUGUUUAUAUUUAAAUAUAAAUCAAUCAUGACGUGUAGUAAUAUCACUGUUUUAUGAGCAAUGGGCUUUGUUCAGGUCAGUGACUAAAAUGUCUUAUUAACGUUUUUGCUUUAUUCAGAAAGUAAAAGAAAUGUAAAAGAUUAUAUACAGUUGAAUUCAGAAUUAUUAGGCUUAAUUAUUUCGGCUAGCAUAAAAGCAGUUUUUAAUUUUUUAAAAAACAUUUUAAGGUCAAUAUUAUUAGCCCCUUUAAGCUUUUUAGUCUACAGAACAAACCAUAGUUAUACAAUAACUUGCCCAAUUACCCUAUCCUGCUUAGUUAGCCCAAUUACCCUAUAGUUAACCCUUUAAAUGUCAAGCUGUUUAAGCUGUAUAGAAGUGUCUUGAAAAGUAUCUAGUCAAAUAUUAUUUACUGUCAUCAUGGCAAAGAUAAAAUAAAUCAGUUAUUAGAAAUGAGUUUUUAAAACUAUUAUGUUUAGAAAAGUGUUGAAAAACUUCUCUUUGUUUCACAAAAAUUGGGGUAAUAAACGAGGUGUAAUAAUUCAGGGGGCCUAAUAAUUCUGACUUCUUCAACUGUGUGUGUAUGUACGUAUGUAUGUUUGUUUGUGUAAAAAAAUCGUGUCGUCCUUAAACGAGUGAAACAUGUUUUGUGUUGUAUAUGGUUACUUGAUUUUUAGAAUCAAUAAAUUGAAUGUGAUAUA